Molecule: messenger RNA, 1029 nt
Organism: Cooperia oncophora
Lineage: Eukaryota; Metazoa; Nematoda; Chromadorea; Rhabditida; Trichostrongylidae
Source: the annotation of a GenBank genome assembly
AUGUUUUCUUUACUUCGGAAUACUGCAAUAUCAUCAUGUAGCGGAUUAGUGGCAUUCGAUCUUUUGCGACCAGUCGCAGGGGAUUUCACACAACUAAGAGGUCGUAAAAGAGCCCUCAAGCAAGGUCUUACUCGGCAGCAAAAACUCGAACGUCGCUUGAAAAGAGAGGAAAGAGAAGCUGCCCGCAAGCAGUACACGUUUAUGGAAAGGAUCAACAUUCGCCGAAUGAGGAACCUUUGUCGCUCAUACCAGGUCGUAAAAGAGCUCAAGCAAGGUCUUACUCGUCAGCAAAAACUCGAACGUCGCUUGAAAAGAGAGGAAAGAGAAGCUGCCCGCAAGCAGUACACGUUCAUGGAAAGGAUCAACAUUCGUCGAAUGAGGAACCUCCUUUCUCCUUCUCAACAAUUCCCGGGUCGCCUGUGCCGUGAAGAUGAGGCAAACCUUCCGGAUAAACCACUGACGAACAUCUUUAUAAGGAGCAAAGUGAAAACACAGUUCUAUUCUGUAGCCGAAGCUCUUGCAAGGCAUCGAGAGCUACAACAGCCCUCCAUCUACAAUAAUCCAAACGCACCCAUUAGAUUACGACUUGAACUUAACAUGACACGGAGAGACAGGUUGUGCAUGGUGACCAAAAUGGUCUCAAAUUCUGAUGAAAUUGUACCAGUGCCAUAUCCGUUCAAACAUACCGAAAAGCGUACGAUUCUCGCAUUUGUAAAUGACCCAAAGCUUCAAGAAAUCGCAGUAGAAUCUGGAGCAGAAAUUGCUCUUGGUCAGGAUGUCGUUAAAAAGAUCAUAAAAGGUCAAUUUCGAACUGAUGACUAUGAUUUCUGCGUUGCUCACACAGAUAUGAGUUCUUAUAUCCUGCCUUUGCGAGGAAUCCUACGCACAAAGUUUCCUACGCGAGCAAACGGUGGUCUUGGAGAAGACCUUCCCGAUCUUAUACAAAAGUUCAAGAGUGGCAUAAAGCUUGCCAUCAAAGGAGACCCUGUAUACCCUAUAUGGGGUCUCAGUGACGCAGUUGUUGGAAGA